AUGAGGGAACAGUAUUUGCUGAUGAAUGGCACCAAUGAGGAGGCAAGUCUCAUUCCGGGACACUUGAAGCAAAAAUCUCGCACUAUUUGGUGCAUCCCUAUCGGGAAGGCAGGAGUGAAGGGUGUUAAAGACGUGGAUUUGAAGUUGAACACAAAUCAAAUUAUAACUGUGGAUGGAGAAUUUGAUCCAGUGGAAGUGAUUGUUUACCUUUACAAGAAAACUGGUAUGAUUUUAUGGCUCAUGGGUGAUGAUACUGGAAUAAAUCAAGCAGCCAUAGCCCGGAUGAAGCUGAAGCAAAAUACAGAUUUCCAAUUAGAAGAGGAAAUGCUUUGA
Messenger RNA from Oldenlandia corymbosa var. corymbosa, 333 nucleotides. The record is from the annotation of a GenBank genome assembly. Lineage: Eukaryota; Viridiplantae; Streptophyta; Magnoliopsida; Gentianales; Rubiaceae.